Messenger RNA from Aspergillus chevalieri, 1116 nucleotides. Its product is annotated as putative formamidopyrimidine-DNA glycosylase. NCBI's taxonomy places the organism in Eukaryota, Fungi, Ascomycota, Eurotiomycetes, Eurotiales, Aspergillaceae. The coding region runs from base 1 to 1116 and encodes 371 amino acids. The transcript has 2 exons. The record is from RefSeq and is a predicted model, not a curated record. Gene Ontology annotation, molecular function: zinc ion binding; DNA N-glycosylase activity; damaged DNA binding. Gene Ontology annotation, biological process: base-excision repair. Gene Ontology annotation, cellular component: nucleus.
AUGCCUGAGCUAGCCGAAGUUUCGCGCAUCGUCCAUUUCAUCCGUCAGCACUUGGUUGGAAAGACCCUCUCAAAGGUCGCAGCCCAGCAUGAUGAUGUUGUUUACGGAAAAGUGGGCACCAGUGCUGCAGAGUUUCAAAAAGCAGUGCAGGGGAAACAAAUCGCAGGUGCCGGUCAGCAGGGGAAGUACUUCUGGAUCACCAUGUCCUCGCCGCCUCAUGUUGUGAUGCACUUCGGCAUGGCAGGCUGGCUGAAAAUCAGAAAUGCCGAUACAUUUUACUACCGGACUGACAAGCCAGAGGACAAGGACUGGCCGCCUAAGUAUUGGAAGUUUUUACUGGAAACAGACGAGGAUCCCAAGACGGAGGCUGCGUUUGUGGACUUUCGCAGACUUGCACGGAUACGAUUGGUGGACUGUCCAGCAGACGAGAUCCGAAAGUACACGCCUCUCAAGGAGAAUGGGCCCGAUCCAGUUACAGACAAAGAUGCAGUGACUGAUAGUUGGCUGAUUGAAAAGGUACGGAGCAAGAAGGUACCAAUUGAGACCUUGCUGCUUGACCAAGCCAACAUCAGUGGGAUAGGCAAUUGGAUGGGGGAUGAAAUAUUGUACCAUGCCAAGAUCCAUCCGGAACAAUACAGCAACACGCUGAGCGAUGAACAGAUCAAGGAGCUCAACUCUUCAAUGCGUUACGUCUGCGACACCUCGGUGGAAUUGCUUGCAGAUUCCGAAAGGUUCCCAGAACACUGGCUUUUCAAGCAUCGGUGGGGAAAGGGGAAAAAGGACCAGCCCUCCGUUCUCCCUAACGGAAAGGAGAUUGUCUUCCUUACCGUUGGAGGUCGAACCAGCGCGGUAGUUCCGUCUGUGCAAAAGAAGACCGGGGCUGUAUCAAAGGAUGUUAGCGACGAGGAUGUCAAUGGUGCGCAAACUCAGUCGAAGCGAAAGAGGGGAGCUGUUAAGAAAGAGGAAAAUGAUUUCGAGUCUAAGGACGACGAAAGCAAGGUUCAAUCUAAAAGACAGAGCAAGGCAUCCGUCAAGGAUGAGAAUGAGGAAGAUACAAAACAGACAACUGAAACGGCAUCUGCUGGCAGACGCCGUUCCACUCGCAACAAGAAAUAG